CACAACUCGCAUCUUUUUGUCGUGCGAAAGUAUCGUAUUCUUGCUUGUUGCUGAUCUUUGCAGCUAAUUGCUCCCUACCAUGAGCUCGUUGCCUCUUUCAACCUCGGAGGCUUCUCAGGAAGUUGCCAUUCGCAUGGGAAAUGAAGGCAUUGCCUCACUCCCGCCCAAAACCGUCAUGCAGAACUUUGAUGCGCAGGUGACGAAGAAUGGAAACCGCACAGCCUUGUACCACAAACGCCCCAAGCAGGGCCAAGACGUGGCGGAUGUCGCUUGGACGAAGUAUAGCUGGAAGGAAUAUCGUCAGCAGGUCGACAGUUUUGGUAAAGCUUUGCUCAAAGUAGGCUUUGCCCGUUUCGACACGAUCAAUAUUAUUGGAUUCAACGCUCCCGAAUGGUUCUUUGCGAACUUUGGUGCUAUCGCGGCGGGAGGAAUCCCUGCCGGUGUCUACACGACCAACAACCCGGAAGCGUGCGCGUACGUAGCCGAGCAUUCGGAGGCCAAGGUCGUCGUCUGUGAAGGCGUCAAGCAACUCGAAAAGUACUACGAAAUCAGCAGGAAUUUGCCCAAUUUGACGGCUCUGGUCAUGUACGGAACCGAUAGUAUUCCGGAGGACGUCAAGUCCAAGUGUUCCGUUCCGGUUUACACCUUCGAAGGGUUUCUUGACCUUGGCAAAGAUGUCUCCGAUACGGAUUUGAAAGCCCGUACGGACUCGUGGAAGGCAGGGGAGACGUGCACUUUGAUCUACACUAGCGGAACGACCGGUCCUCCCAAGGCGGUCAUGAUCACCAACGAUAACAUCACGUGGACCAUUGAGACCUUGAUGGGUCGCACGCGCAAGGGAACUCUGGACCACAACGACGUCAUGAUUUCGUACCUUCCCCUCAGUCAUAUUGCCGCGCAAAUGUUGGAUAUGCACAACCCAAUGGCGACGGGGACGCAGCUCUAUUUCGCCGAUGCGAACGCGCUGAAGGGAUCCUUGGGACAAACCCUCAAGGAAGUUCGGCCUACGGUCUUUUUCGGUGUACCUCGUGUAUGGGAGAAGAUUUACGACAAGCUCCAGGAAGUCGCCCGUUCUAGUACCGGCAUAAAAAAGAUGCUAUCAACCUGGGCCAAGGGUAAAGCGGCUGCUCACUGGGAGUCUCUCGAAUACGGAUCGAAAUCCGGCAGCCCUUUCAUGCUGUUCCUGGCCAAAAAGCUCCUGCACAAGGCGCACUUGGCUCUGGGUUUCGACCGUUGCAUUCAGUUUUAUGUGAGUGCCGCUCCCAUUGAAGUGAAAAUUCUCAAAUAUUUCAUGUCCCUGGAUAUUCCUAUCAUGGAACUUUUUGGUCAGUCGGAAUGUACCGGACCGCAUGCAGUCAACGGCUACGACGCCUUCAAGGUUGGAACGGUUGGACGCCCGUUGAUUGGAACCGAAACCAAGAUUGACGAGGCCACCGGGGAGCUUUGCUACCGUGGCCGUCAUAUUUUUGCUGGAUAUAUGGGUAUGCCCGACAAGACCACCGAAACGAUUGAUUCCCAGGGCUGGUUGCAUUCCGGAGACAUUGUGGCCAUCGAUAGCGAUCACCACCCUGAAAUCAAGAAACCCAGCGGUUUCAUUAGUAUUACUGGUAGAAUCAAGGAGCUGAUCAUUACAGCUGGAGGUGAAAAUGUUGCGCCAGUCUUGAUCGAAGACGAGUUGAAGGCCGCCAUGCCAGCGUUGGCCAAUGCGAUGGUUAUUGGAGACAAGCGCAAAUUCCUGAGCGUCCUCCUGUGCCUCCAAGUCGAACCCGACAUUGAAGGCAAUCCGACCAACAAACUCACCGGAAACGCAUUGGAAGCCGCCAAAACUAUUGGAAGCAAGGCCAAGACAACUAACGAAGCUCGUGACGACCCCAAGUGGAAGGAGUAUUUCGAUAAGGGUCUCGAAGUGGCUAACAAGAAGGCGAUUUCUCGCGCUUCUCGUGUCGGAAAGUGGGCGCUGCUUUCCACAGACUUUAGCGAAGUUGGCGGCGAAUUAACUCCUACUAUGAAGUUGAAGCGCAACGUUACGGCGGAAAAGUUCGCCGAUACUAUCGACGCCAUGUACGCGUAGAUGGUUCUACUUCAUGGAUUGCGCAUCCACGAGUGAAUCUACCUUGGUGAAAAUCCAGAUAAUCGUAUCCCAUUUGCAUAGUCUCUUUAUUUGUAAGCAUGAGUAAUAACAAAAUCUUGAUUUUCUCAGUC
Messenger RNA from Phaeodactylum tricornutum CCAP 1055/1, 2202 nucleotides. It is a transcript of the gene ACS4, whose product is annotated as long chain acyl-coa synthetase. Gene Ontology annotation, cellular component: membrane; endoplasmic reticulum. Lineage: Eukaryota; Bacillariophyta; Bacillariophyceae; Surirellales; Neidiaceae. The transcript is spliced from 4 exons. Gene Ontology annotation, molecular function: long-chain fatty acid-CoA ligase activity. The record is from RefSeq and is a predicted model, not a curated record. Bases 80 to 2071 code for a protein of 663 amino acids.